Messenger RNA from Lycium ferocissimum, 1122 nucleotides. RefSeq lists its product as uncharacterized. The record is from RefSeq and is a predicted model, not a curated record. The coding region runs from base 1 to 1122 and encodes 373 amino acids. NCBI's taxonomy places the organism in Eukaryota, Viridiplantae, Streptophyta, Magnoliopsida, Solanales, Solanaceae. The transcript has a single exon.
AUGCAAAUUGAGUAUGUGGUUACUUUUGUUUAUGCAUUUAAUGUGAAAGAGGACAGGAAAGAACUGUGGGACCAUUUGAGUCAAAUAAGUGGAGGAAUGUUGGAACCUUGGGUUGUCUUAGGAGACUUCAAUGCUGUGCUGAGUACGGAUGACAGAAUAGGUGGAAAUACAAUCACGCUUGCUGAAGUGAUUGACUUUCAAAAAUGUGUGGACACUUGUGGGCUUGAGGAAAUGAAGAAUGAUGGUUGCAAAUACACCUGGAAUGAUAAACAAGACUCCAGGAUAUUUUCAAAGAUAGACAGAGUACUAGUGAACAGAGAAUGGGUAGACUCUAUGCCAGAUAUCACUGCACAUGUGCUCCCUGAAGGCACAAGUGAUCAUUGCCCCAUAACUGUUCAGUUAGUGCAAACCCCUAUGAAGAAGAAGAAGGCUUUCAAGUACUGUUAUGUCUGGAGUAACCACCCUGAGUUUGAGAGGAUAAUUAAAGAUGUUUGGAAUGAGCAAAUAGAAGGGUACUUAAUGUUCCAGGUGGUCAAGAAGAUGAAACUGUUGAAGCAAAAGUUGAAAGCUCUCCAUAAAAGCAACUUUUGUAACUUAGUUGAGAAGGCAAAUCAAGAUAGAGAGGAUCUAAAGAAAGUUCAAACACAACUCCAACAGGAUCCUCAGAAUGUUGCCUUGCAAGAGGAGGAGAAAGAAGUAGGUGGAAGGUUUCGGAGAUCAAUGUACCUUGUUGAGUCCUUGUUGUUGCAAAGGAGUAAAGCAACAUGGAUAAGGCAAGCUGAUGACAACGCAAAAUACUUUUUCUCUGUGAUAAAGAAGAGGAAGCUGAUCCAGUCAAUUACUCAAGUACAAGAUGAACAGUGCCAGUGGCAAUAUGAACAACAGCAAGUGGCAGAGGUGUUUGUGAAGUUCUACAAGCAGCUUUUGGGAGAUGUGGGGGAAACUAGGAGAAAAUCAGAUGCUAGAAUAUAUGGGCAAGGGUCAAAACUAUCAGUCGAACAGCAAUGUGAUCUGGUGCAAGGAUUUACAAGGAAGGAGACAAAGCAGGCCAUGAUGAGUAUAAACAUUAAUAAGAGCCCUGAACUUGAUGGGUAUGGUGGGGGAUUCUAUAGAGCAGCCUAG